GCCGCAUCGCGGCGGCCAUUUUGUGCGGCUGCGGUGGGUGCGCGGGCUCGGGCGCCGCGGGCCCGGGCGGGGCGGCUCCGUUCUAACCCUUUUUCCCGUACAGAGCCCUCGGUUUGCUUUGACUCCUUGUGCUUCCUCUGCGGGAAAAUACCUUUUUUUCAGGUAGACUUCUUCCAAGAGUCAUAAGUCCAAGUCCAGUUACUGCUACAGUUGUUCAUCAGUGUUUGGAAUGUUUGUGGCCACAUGAACAAGUUUCUUCUAGGGGAAUAAAAUCAGCAGUGUUGAUAUUACAAAAUGACAAAACAUCCUCCGAAUAGAAGAGGGAUCAACUUUGAGGUGGGAGCCCAGUUGGAAGCCCGUGACAGAUUAAAAAACUGGUACCCAGCUCACAUUGAAGAAAUCGAUUAUGAAGAGGGGAAAGUGCUUAUCCAUUUCAAACGCUGGAACCACAGAUACGACGAAUGGUUCUGCUGGGACAGCCCUUACUUGCGUCCCUUAGAGAAAAUCCAGUUAAGGAAAGAGGGAUUGCAUGAGGAGGAAGGCUGUGCAGGGUUCCAUAUCAAUGACCAGGUCUUGGCGUGCUGGUCCGACUGUCGCUUCUACCCGGCCAAAGUUACUUCUGUUAACAAAGAUGGUACUUACACUGUGAAAUUUUAUGAUGGUGUAGUGCAGACGGUCAAGAACAUUCAUGUCAAAGCUUUUUCCAAAGAUCAGAAUAUUGUGGGUGAUGCUAAGCCUAAGGAAAGAGGUGAUGAAAUUCCGUCAUCUCCUGAAAACCGGGAGAAAUUUAAAGAGCAGAGGAAAGCAGCAGGUAACGCAAAGAAAGACGAAGAUGAAAAGACACUGAAGACUGAGAAACGAGUCAAGCAGCCUGAUAAAGAGGGGAAAUUUCUGGUCAUCUCGGAAAAAGGCAAGGUCUCAGAAAAGAAUAUAUCCAAGAAUGGGAAAGAAGAUAAAGAGAAUAUAUCAGAGAAUGAUAUGGAAUAUUCAGUAGAUACACAAAUUGAGAAGAAGCCUGAGAAUGACAAUGUAAAGAGUCCACAGGAGAACACAAAAGAAACCAAACGAAAGCGUGGCAGACCACCAAUAACCCCUCCAACAGAGCCAAGUUCCCAGACCCUGCAGCCCAUAACUUUGGAGUUGAGACGUCGGAAAAUCCCUAAAGGAGGGGAUGUUCCAGCAAAGCGUGCCAGGAUCGAAAAAAACUUGUCUCAGGAAAAAUUUAAGAACUCUUCAGAUAAUGCUGAGAGAGACCAGAGCAGGAGACGAUCUUCGAGACUCUCGUCCAGUAUUAGCCAUGAGAUUUUAAAUACGGAUCUUGUCACAACUUCUGCAGAAAUUCAGCCUUGGAAAGAUGCAGUAUGUAACCAAAACGAGUCUGAGAAGGCCCAGUUAGAAACUCCUGUUGAACCUGACCAAAGUUUCAGUGAACAGGGAUCACCUGGACACACGUCACCAGGCACAGCACUCGCUACAGAUGCCAGUUUACAGGAAGGAAAAGCAGAAGACACUGAGUCUUCCUCUGUUACUGCCAGAACUCAAGAACCUUCUGCUGCUACAGUAACAAAACCUUGUAGGAGAACAGACUUUCUUGCAUCAAAAAAAGCUGCAACUGUUGACCAGGAUCACAAGUUUAGAUGCAAGUUCUUGGACUGUUCCAAAUCCUUCCGCAAAGCCAAGUUAUUGCAUUAUCACAUGAAAUACUUUCAUGGAGUGGAGAAGGCUGCAGAGUCACAGCAGAACCCUGUAAAAAGAAAUAUUCAAACCAGAGCUUCUUUGGCUUCUGAAAAAGCUAAUCAAGAAAGGUCAAAAAGAGGACGGAGCACAGCUGGGUCACUGUAUGCUCCUCUACACAUAGCCCUAAGGAGUACCCCAUAUAGAGAUGAAAAAAUAGAAAAGAGAAGAACUUCAGCCGCUGUAAGUGCAUUAAAUAGUCACCGGCACUCUCUUAGAGACCAAAGCAGGAGCCACAUAGCGAGAGCGCUGCGGAGGCCUCGGGACAGAGUCGGACAUGGUGUUAAAGAACACGAGAAGAACAAAGAAAGAAAAUCCAAAGACUAUGGAAGAUCCAAGUCAAAGAAAAAGAAAAAAAAGAAAAAGAGAUCUAAGCCUGGGUAUUCUGGCGUUGGGGAAAACACAGAUGUCUCACAGGAGCUUUCUCCUGAAAAAUCAGUGGUCACAAAAUCUCUUUCUUCCAAUAAGUCAUCUGCCCACCCGAGCACACCGCUGCACUGUGCUGAUUCUGGACAGCACAGGGGGAAAUCAAAAGCAAAUGGAUUUUAUAUAAAUCCUUCUUGUACAGAGGAUGACACCCUGAGUGAGUCAUCUAUGGACAGCUUACUUUGGAGUGACGAUGACUGCAGUCAGGAUGUUGAUGUAACCACCAACCCUGAUGAAGAAGUUGAAGAAAGUGAUUUUGAGAUUGUUCGCUGUGUUUGUGAAGUAAAAGAAGAAAAUGACUUCAUGAUCCAGUGUGAGGAGUGUCUGUGCUGGCAGCACGGGGUCUGCAUGGGUCUGCUGGAAGAUAAUGUCCCUGAGAAGUACACCUGCUAUAUCUGCCAGGAUCCCCCAGGUCAGAGGUCCAGCUUGAAGUACUGGUAUGAGAAGGAGUGGCUAAGCAAUGGUCACAUGCAUGGCUUAGCAUUUCUGGAAGAAAAUUAUUCCCACCAGAACGCCAAGAAGAUCGUGGCCACUCACCAGCUGCUGGGGGACGUGCAGAGGGUGAUCGAGGUGCUGCACGGGCUGCAGCUGAAGAUGAGCAUAUUGCAAAACAAAGAACAUCCCGACCUAAAGCUUUGGUGUCACCCGUGGAAGCACAUCACAGUGGAUGAGAAAAUCCACACCAAACACAUCAUUCACUUUGAGGAAAACUGUUGCAAAGAGGAGACGGCGAGUUACAGAACUUGGAACGGGACGGCUGAGAAGCCCUCAGCCAUUCCCUCCGUGGAGGAAUCUUACAUCACCAGUGAACACUGUUACCAGAAACCUCGGGCCUACUACCCUGCCAUAGAGCAGAGGCUGGUGGUGGAAACAAGGGGCUCAGCCAUGGAUGAUGGAGUGAAUAGAAUAAGGGAGAAUGGAGAUGACGCCCUGUCAGAGAGAUUUGGCUGGAAUCUGGACCAAGAAAUAUGCAAGGUGGAAAAUGAAUCCAAACACAAUUACUCCAAGGGGAGAGAGGCCGUGGCCAAGAAAGGCUCUGCGGAGGAAGCAAUGGAGAUGAAGCUGAUGGAGAAGGGCAAAGAAGGAGUGGUGAACUCGCAGCUGCAGUGGCAGCUCAAUCUUCUAGCCCACGUGGAAUCUCUGCAAGAUGAAGUCAUCCACAGAAUGGAUUUCAUUGAGAAGGAGCUAGAUGUUCUGGAGAGCUGGCUGGAUUACACCGGAGAGCUGGAACCCCCCGAACCCCUGGCUCGACUGCCCCAGCUCAAACACUGCAUAAAGCAGCUGAUCACGGACCUGGGCAAGGUGCAGCAGAUCGCCCUGUGCUGCUCCACGUGAGGCUGGCGGGGGCACUGCCACAGGGCACCACGCUGGGCAGCUCUGCAGCACAUCGGCCUGCUGGCUGCACGGGCUGCAGGUUGACUUCAGGGACUGGGGAAGAAGUGUUGUUCAGAGAACAGCAGGAAGGUUAUUUGGGGUUUCUUGGGCAAUCACAGCGCUUUGGAAGAGGCCGUGCCCUCGUCUCUGGAGGUUGGAUGUCGGUUGAUAAAUUACACUUCAAUUUUCACUCCUUAAAAGUUGCUCACUGAAACGGUCGACACGUUCAUCGUUCAAUUGACUGAAAAUUGUGCCACUGAAGAACAGAGUUCCAAGAGCCAAAAAUGUUUGGUUGACAGAGGUUGUAAAUAACUUUGCAUAGUUUAAGUGACUCGUGUCAUGUUUUAUUCCUUCUGGUUUAUGCAUACUAGCACUCAGUAUUUAAUCAUUAGGAAAUGUUAUAACAGUUUCAGACUUAGUAAGUAUGAAUGUCCAGCUCUUAAGUAUAAAGUGUUAUGUGGAGGUUUGCAAGUAACGGUGGUCUGACCCCCACUUCUGUUACAGGAAAUAAUGUAGCAGGAGGUCACAGGUGGAUUGCACUUAUUUUCAGAAUAAAUGAUUGUUUUCCAUGUUUAUGCUGUCACUGUCACAUGACUCGGUACUGGGGAAGCCCAUGAACGUGGUGUUUAUGUGCAUUCUCGAGCUCUUUGGUCGGGCCAUCCUGUGCCUCCUGCAGCAGCACGGAAUGUGCUGGGAGAGGCUGGAGCCACGCUCCCAGUUUCCUCUGCAGCGUGGGCUGUCAUGGAUGUGAUGUAUUUUCUACCCAUUUGUUAAUAAUUGCCAUUCCACUUAUAUUUGGAAAUGUAGACUUUUUUGCAAUACUCUGGACGUGUUUGUUGUAAAGACUCGCUAUGAAUGUGUGGUUUGGGGAAUCAGUUUAUUUUAUAUUGGUGUAAAUAAAAGCCUCGAGAUCUAUGCAUGAGGUGCUGUCCUCGCAGACAGCGAGUGGGUUAUUACCUUAGAUGGUCUGUGUUCACCAACUCCCUUUUUAUACCUUAAGUUUUAAUCUUCUGGUUUGUACUUUGUGAGAGCAAGGUGACAAUGCUGCUGAUGUUCAGUCAUGUUAUAUACAGAGUCUUUGGAAAGUCGUGAGUAUUUGAGAAGUUCAGAGUCUUUCAGCUGCAGAUCACCGCUCCGGAAAGAACGGCUGUGACUUGAGUUUUCCUUCCCAGACGUUGCUGAGUUCAGUUUCCUGUGGAACGUUGUAAACUGGUUUUGCAGUGAGAGGGUGUCCUUAAAAAGCUGGAUUUGUUACCUUGAUUUUAUUGUGUGCAAUGGUACUACCGAAGGGUAACGUUCAAGCACGGUUUCAACAGAAAGGCCCAUACCUGUACAAAUCAUUAAUUUGGGAUAUAGGUCUGAAAUGUGUGUAUUCUGCAAAGAAUAAUGUAAACUUGAAAUAUCCAAUAUUGUUGUAGGAGUUACGGUAUCUACACAGUUAAUGUUUUAUUUCCUUCAGAAAACAGAAUAAUUAGGCUGCUCUAGGUAGUAACUAAGGCUUUUGUGCCAAGAUUCAGUUCAGGGAAUAAUUUGUCUCAGUUUUAUAGUACUAGUUGGUAUAUAGCGAAUACAACAUAUGUACAGCAGAAAAUUAAACUUACUCUUCUGUAGCACAGUUGGAAUAAAGCUUACAUGGUAUUUAAGGAUCACUUGGCUCUCUGAGGAUGAGACCAGUGCUUACACCUUGGCUCGUUCCUGUCAGGCCACCCGAGUUCAGUGCAGCUCUGGAGCAGCUUGCAGUGACCGGACGGGCAGAGCAGCGGCCGAGCAGCCCCCAGCCAGGAGGAAAGGGCUGAGGUGGGGUGGAGCAGAGUGUGCUCCCUGGGUGCCCCCUGGGUGCCAGCUGUGCUCAGCACUCCCGCCACGCGUCCCUUGCAGGCCGUGGCUCAGCUGAGCUCCCCGGCCCUGGCAGGCCUCGUGCUCCAGAGGGGAACUUCUCAAGCAAUGGCUUCUGUGUGCUCACUAUCUGUUUUUACUUGUCAGUUAAUUUUUGCUCAGGGCAGUACUGGAGGGUUGGAGGAAAAGGUGGUUCCCAUGGGUAGAUCACGUGGCAGAUCCUGAAGACUCAUUUCCCAUCAGUAGUGCUGGGGAAGCCCUUACAGGUAAAGACUGAAAAUAUUUAUUUAAAAUAGAGUAGCACUUCUCCUGAUCAGGAAAGAUUCUUCAUUGUGCUCUGCCUGGAUUUGUUUCUGUCCCUGUUUUUGCAAGUUUCCACAUUGUUACUCUUAGCCUGAACCGGCUGUUCGGGCUGGCAGGUCACUUUUUUGUUUCUUUAAAUCACUGGUAGGUGGAUGCAACGUGGAGCCUUGAUGAACUGAGCAAACAUUGCACUGUGGGUACAUAUGCGUGUUUGUCUUUGUUGAUGCACUAUUAGAACCGAGGGGCUGUACAUAGAAUUUUGCUUUGGAGCAAUAUUUGCAAAACUUGAAAACUUCUGUAUCUUGGUGUUUGGAAUAAAUAAAUAGGUUUUUGUUGGAUAA
Molecule: messenger RNA, 6014 nt
Organism: Myiozetetes cayanensis
Lineage: Eukaryota; Metazoa; Chordata; Aves; Passeriformes; Tyrannidae
Gene: PHF20
Product: PHD finger protein 20
Exons: 22
Coding region: 295-3495 (1066 amino acids)
Biological process (GO): regulation of transcription by RNA polymerase II
Cellular component (GO): NSL complex; MLL1 complex
Source: RefSeq, a predicted model, not a curated record